Ostrea edulis (European flat oyster) is the source of this 3751-nucleotide messenger RNA. Its product is annotated as band 7 protein AGAP004871-like. The transcript is spliced from 9 exons. The record is from RefSeq and is a predicted model, not a curated record. Gene Ontology annotation, cellular component: plasma membrane. The coding region runs from base 1998 to 2873 and encodes 291 amino acids. NCBI's taxonomy places the organism in Eukaryota, Metazoa, Mollusca, Bivalvia, Ostreida, Ostreidae.
UUUUUUUUUUUACUUCCAUUUUAAAUUUUAAGGCAAUGAAAAUUAUGUGGAAUUUUAGAAAUUGACAUCACUCCAAAUAUGUCCUUUUAAACUAUCAAAUUUGAUAUCAUGAUUUUUUUUCGUAGAUCAAGUGCAAAAAGGUCAUCAUUUAUUUCCAUUACUUGAGUAUUACCUUAUUUUUUAACUGUAGUGUUAGAAGACAUAUUGACAAUGCAUCUAUUUUAUGUAAUGAUUGAUUUUUGUUGCUUAUGUUGUGUUGACACCAACAGACAAAUCAAGUCUAAUUGAUUGAUUGAUUGUUUAACGUCCCUGCUCUCGAGAAUAUUUCACUCAUAUGGAGACGUCACCAUUGCCGGUGAAGGGCCGCAAAAUUUAGGCCUAUGCUCGGCGCUUACGGUCUUUGAGCAAGGAGGGAUCUUUAUUGUGUCACACCUGCUGCGACACGGGACCUCGGUUUUUGCGAUCUCAUCCAAAGGACCGCCCCAUUUAGUCACCUCUUACGACAAGCAAGGGGUACUGGCGACCUAUUCUAACCCGGAUCCCCACGGAAUAAGUUUAAUUGAAUAAAUCUUAAGUGCUAAAAGGUCAUGUUUAGAACACUAUAGCUCAAUAACAAGUGUUUUGACCCCUUGUUUUUCUUUUUAAUUUCCCAAUUCUCCUUCAAUGUAGGAAUCAAAAUACACUAAAUCCCACACAAAAAAUCUCAGGUGUGAAUCUCUUUAGAAAAGUUUAAAUUAAUUAAUUUGAAAUUUUGUAUAAAAAUUUAGUAUUUUUCCCAAUAAUUUGAAAAUUUGAUCUUUAACCCCCACUUUUUUUAGUUCCAUUUUAAAUUUUAAGACAAGGCCUUGAAAAUUGCGUGAAAUUUUAGAAAUUGACAUUACUCGUAACAUGUUCUUUUAAACUGUCAAAUUUGAUAUUCACAAAGUUUUUUUGUAUAUCAAGUGCAAAAGGGUCAUUAUUUAUUUUCACUACUUGUAUUAAUUUAAAACUUUUUCUCAAAAUCUGUAUUGUUAGAAGACAUGAUUGUGCAUCUAUUUUAUGUAUAUAAUGAUUGAUUUGUGUUGUUUAUGUUGUGUUGACACCAACAGACAAAUCAAGUUUAAUUGAAUAAAUUUGAAGUGCAAAAAGGUCAUAUUUAGAACUUUCCUUCAAUGCAGAAUUCACCCCCCCCCCCCCCCCCCCAAAUGACAUAAUCUUACUCCAAAUCUCAUGUGCAACCUCUUUAAAGGUGACGACUUAAUAUUAAUUGUUACCAGUACUAAUUAUUUCAUCAGCUUAAUUAAUUAAACAUUUCCAAUGUUUUUUUCCUUUGAUAUCUUUACAAAUUGUAACAGUCAUUUCCUUACGAAUGUGUUGUACAUAGAUCUAGUUGUGAACGAUAUGUGUAUGAGAUAUAAUUAGUUUAAUCUAUUUUAACCAGGGACCUAUAUAUAUACUAACCUAUAGGUCCUUGAUUUUAACGACUGGGGCACGUAUUCUGACAGAAAUGAAAGUGGAAUGUAAAUUUAAAAUCUGAAAUAAUAUCAUUUUUGAAAAUACAAGAGGGUUCCUUAUAUAAUUUAUUUAAAAAAAGAAAAAGAAAAAAGGAUGGGAUAUAAGAAUGGGUACUAUAUGGAGUCAAUCUAAUUAAAAUUAGAUCUUUGAUCAAAGAUCUAAUUUUAAUUAGAUUGAUAUGGAGUAUAUAUACAAACAGUUAGAGGGAACAUGAUUCCUCUUCUCGAUUACGAAAAGAAAUAUGAGUAGAUAAUAUACUCGCUCAAACAGAAAUCGCUGGAUCCUCACCUGGGUAACGUACGUUUGUUUAUAUUGUCCUAUCGACCGCAUCAUUAAAAGCACGUGAAACGUGAAAUGUGCUAAUCGGGGUGUUUUACAUGCAACGCGAAUUUAAUUAGUUGUUAUAUUUAGAUUUUGAAAGAACAUAGACGUCAUGAGGUCAAUGUCAACUGUAAAAAUUACACUCAUCAAAUGAUAUUUUUUAUUAACGAUUGAAAGGAGACAUGCAUAACGGAAGUUUGGGGAAAGUACAUCCGUCGCAAAUGGAACAAGAAGGUCAGCAAACACAAUAUGAGGCUGAUGGAGACAUCGGUUGUUGUGGCUAUGUUUUAAUGGGAUUUUCCUACAUAUUGGUGGCACUGUUUUUCCCAUUCUCUCUCUGUUUAACAAUUAAGGUGGUGCAGGAAUAUGAGAGGGCAGUCAUUUUUAGGCUUGGGCGAGUUUUGCCUGGUGGAGCCAAAGGCCCAGGCUUAUUCUUCAUCCUACCCUGUAUUGAUGACUUUAAGAAGGUGGACAUGAGAACCCUUACAUAUGAUGUUCCACCUCAAGAGAUCCUUACCAAAGACUCAGUCACAGUUGCUGUUGAUGCAGUUAUUUUUAUAAGGAUUUUUGAUGCUACCAUGGCAACAGUAAAUGUUUCGGAUGCAUACCAGUCUACACGUCUUCUAGCAUCCACCACUCUUAGAAACGUCCUUGGAACCAGGAACAUGUCAGAACUUUUGACAGAUAGGGAAGCCAUCGCUUCCAAUAUGCAGGGUCUCCUUGAUGAAGCAACUGAUCCCUGGGGUGUUAAAGUAGAGAGAGUUGAAAUUAAAGAUGUCAGACUUCCUAUCCAGUUACAGAGAGCUAUGGCUGCAGAGGCAGAGGCAUCAAGAGAAGCCAGGGCCAAGGUUGUCGCUGCUGAAGGAGAACAGAAGGCCUCACGGGCUCUAAAGGAAGCUGCCGACAUCAUGACUGAAUCACCAGCUGCAAUCCAGCUUAGAUACCUACAGACUCUGAACUCAAUUGCUGCAGAGAAGAACUCCACCAUCAUCUUCCCUCUACCAAUUGAUCUUAUUGCAUCCUUUGGUACUCAGAAAAGGGAUGUAACUCAAUUCUGAGCAGGAGUUGGAAUCAUAAUGGUGGUUACUGGUCCAAAUGUGGCAAUUGUUUAAAAUGACGUGAUUGAAAGGUACUAUGUACUAUUCUGCAGCUUUCGUGUAAUCUCAUGGCACUAUACUCCAACAGUGAUGCCUAAUUACCUAGUUAACUAAUUGCCAGAUAAAUGUCAGUUUCCAUUUGCAGUAACCAUGCUGAAAUGUAUGCGAGUGCCUUGUGUGAUCACAGAAAAGAAUUGCACCAAGAAUGCACACAGUAAUUUUAAAAUUGUUAAAACAGGUUCAUUAACUUUGAUUGACAAUACUGAUUCAUUGAUUACUUUUGCAUUUUAGAUUUUAUCCUUAAUAAGAGUUCACAUUAUGUUAUUGAUUCAGUGCAGGCAUGUAGGAAUUGGGAGGUCACGGAGAACUAAGCCCUCCACUUUCUGCAAAUUUUGUCCAAUAAUACCCCCCCCCCCUUUUUUUUUUAUAUCAAGAGAUUUGAUUAAAUUGAUAUUAGCUUAAGGCCAGCAAUUUAUAAUUUUGGGUCCCCCUACAAUAUUUUUUUUAAUCUUUUUUGGAUGUUUUGUUUACUCCCCUCAUGGAAGUCCAACCUACAUCUUUGUUGCUGCCUGAAAAUUUUAAAAUGUUGACCUAAGCAAUUUUUAUUGAUUGUCUUUGUAUUCAAGAUGACAAUGUAGCAGUCUUUGUAUGAAUCUAUGUUGUUAUAUUGUAAUUUGAACCAUGAAACUGUUCACUGUGUACACUUUUAUCAGUGAGGACUUUCAGAUUUUGAGUGGAAGUCCCUUGUGUUAAUUUAUUUUUGUAUUUCCGUUACCUUUCUGCCUGUUAUGUGUUUGUAUGGAAUCUAAAACUUAUUAAAUUUGUAAAUGAUAAAAAAA